Molecule: messenger RNA, 798 nt
Organism: Cantharellus anzutake
Lineage: Eukaryota; Fungi; Basidiomycota; Agaricomycetes; Cantharellales; Hydnaceae
Exons: 7
Coding region: 1-465 (154 amino acids)
Source: RefSeq, a predicted model, not a curated record
AUGCGUCCCAACAACGUCAUAAGUAAAGACGGUAAACCGGGUACUCCCACACAACCCGAGAGAGAGAGCAAUAUCGUGGCGCGUCAAUGCAGCUCGUUGCACAUGCACGAUCAAUUCAGAAGUGCCAAAUCAUUCGCCUAUCGUCAAGGUCCUCUUUGGCUGGGGAUUGUGGUGACGAGCCGGCGUAAGGAUAAGGGAAAUGUUUUUCAGAUUUGGCGUGGGGUGAGGGGGACGGAGCCUGGGCAGAUCGAGGGAGCUAGCUGGACCCCCUCCUCCCUCCGCCGGACGAGUCGGAUGUGGAGCGAACGGACAAGUAAAAAGUACAAAGUCCCCAACCAGCGAUCAUUAAAACUCUCAAGCACACAUGCACAACCGCGCGGAUCCGACCCGAACGAACGACGUAUGGCUCCGGAUGUCAGGAACCCGAACCUUCCCUUCACUAGCUUCCUCAACUUCGACUUCUAAUGAGACCUUUGUGAGUGAACGCUAAGAUGAUCAUCAUGGCAAUAUCACUUGCACAAAGUAAAUCCACGCACAAAGAUGCUUUUAUACGCACGUACCGAUCCUGAGCUCAUACUCGAUCGACUGCGAGGUUUGACCAUUAUACCACUUUGCAUGGCUAACCCAGCUAGCAUCGAUGUCUCUAUGGAAGGAAUAAAAAUUCGAUCCCUUCCCAGGCAAGAUCAUGCAACACUUUACAAGUAAACAAGUCCAUAAUCAUAUCAAUUUGAUCUUGCCCCCUCUCGCCCCCCCCCUCCCUCGGUCAUAUCUAUAUCUAUCGACUAUAUCCCGGUCCCG